Messenger RNA from Leptosia nina, 1656 nucleotides. The record is from the annotation of a GenBank genome assembly. Lineage: Eukaryota; Metazoa; Arthropoda; Insecta; Lepidoptera; Pieridae.
AUGUUCUACGUGUGGGAUAAUUUCAACGAGGCCUCGACGAGUUCACUUUCAUUUUACAAAAUGGUUGUGGUGACGGUGGAGCAAGGGAGACUAGAAGGUGCAAAGAUAAGAACGGUCUCCGACGAUUGUGAUUACUACAGCUUCAAAGGAAUACCUUACGCAGCACCUCCCGUGGGAAAACUGAGGUUUUUGGAACCUCAACCACCGAAACCGUGGUCAGGAGUAAGAAGUGCAACGGAACACGGUCCCGUGUGUCCACAGUUGAAUAUAUUUAACCUUGAAAAAAUACCCGGCAGUGAAGACUGCCUCUUCCUUAACGUUUACACCCCUGAUGUAUCACCCAAAUUACCUCUACCAGUAAUGGUGUUUAUUCACGGCGGUGGACUUAAAUGUGGUUCGGGGAACGAUGAUCAUUACGGACCAGAUUUUCUGGUUAGUCACGGAGUUGUCUUAGUAACCAUUAACUAUAGAUUAGACAUCUUCGGUUUUCUAUGCCUAGAUACUAAAGAAGUACCAGGAAACGCUGGGCUCAAAGACCAAGUGGAAGCAUUAAAGUGGGUCAAAAGAAAUAUAUCUCGCUUCGGCGGCGAUACUAAUAACGUCACGCUUUUUGGGGAGAGCGCUGGAGGCUUAUCGACCAUUUUACAUGUCCUGUCACCGUUAUCUAAAGGUCUCUUUCAGAGAGUUGUAGUGAUGAGCGGUUCACCUUUUUGUGACUGGGCUAUACCCUUCGAACCAAGAAAACGGGCAUUCGCCCUCGGAAAAGAGUUAGGCUUAGAAACAGAAGAUGAAAAUGUUCUCUUAGAAUUCCUGCAAGGUCUGCCAUCUUCACAACUCAUGGACACAAAACCGUGCAUUUUAACAUCGGAACAUAACAUGGACUAUAUGAAAUUCUAUUGCUUCACAUAUGUCGUGGAAAAAAAUUUAGGACAAAGGGCAUUCUUGCUGAAAGAUCCUGGCCAAAUCCUCAAAAGUGGAGAAUUUAACGACGUGGAUGUUAUAAUGGGCUACACCAGUCAUGAAAUGAUUGCCGGCUUGGUAGAUAAGAGUUUGAUGGAAAAAUAUUUAAAAUAUGACGAAUCGCUCUUGCCCAGAAGCAUCUUUUACAACUGUACGCCAUCUAAAGCUUUAGAAAUUGCCGACACUAUUAAAAAGCACUACGGAAUUCCACACGUUGAUCAUGCAAAGCAAGCGCGAAAGUUAAUAAAAUUUUGGUCGGAAUCUGUCAUGAUUCAUAAUAUUCAAAAACUCUUAGCGCUUUUAGGUGAAUGUAGAAGAUUUAAUACAUAUUUUUAUCAAUUUUCGUCAGUAUCUGAACGCAACGUAAUUGGAGGGUUGGGUAAAGAAUAUGGAAUUAUGGGAGCUUCUCAUCUUGAUGACUUAAUGUAUUUGUUUCAUUCUAACCUAUACAACAUUCCCAUAGACAAAGGAAGCAGGAGUUAUAAAAUGGUGCAACAGUUCUGUUCGUUAAUUACAAAUUUUGCUAAGUAUGGGAAUCCUACUCCAGAUUCAUCGUUGGGCGUCUCUUGGCCAAUAUAUGACAAUAAAAGCAAAUGUUAUUUAAACAUCGAUGAGCAUCUAACCUCCGGAUCUAGACUACAUGAGGACGUUGUUAAGUUUUGGGAAAAUAUCUACGCCUUAGCUGGAGUGCAGUGA